UUUUUUUAUUAUUGAAUCUAAAAAUUGUGUGUCUGCUUAAGAUACAAGUGUGCUUGUAAUUUUCUGUUUCAGUGUUGUGUCUAGAUCUAGACCUAGACCUAUUCUUUCUUAAGCUUGGUUCUGUCUUGUAUCUUUAGAUAUGACAUCAGAAAUCGAAGAUGAUCGCCUGACCGUCCCAGAAGGUUGGAAAGAUAAACCGUUUACAAAAGAAGAUAAUCCAAAGGGACUUUUAGCCGAAAGCUCAUUUUCUGUGUUAUUUCCAAAAUAUCGAGAGAGCUACUUGUCUAAAGUUUGGCCAUUGGUUAAAGAAGUACUCAGUGAACAUGGUAUAGAGCCUGAAAUGGAUUUAAUCAAAGGGAGCCUUAGUGUCAAGACUACCCGCAAAACAUAUGACCCCUACAUUAUCAUUAAAGCAAGAGACCUCAUUACAUUAUUGGCUCGCAGUGUUGACCUUGAGCAGGCAAAGAAAAUUCUAGAGGAUGAUGUUGCAUGUGACAUUAUCAAAAUAGGCUCCAUGGUUGCCAAAAAAGAACGAUUUAUCAAGCGCCGUAAGAGGCUCAUAGGCCCAGGUGGUACAACUCUUAAAGCUAUUGAAUGCCUCACAGACUGUUAUGUUGCCAUUCAGGGCAACACGGUUGCUGCAUUAGGGCCACACAAGGGGCUGAAGGAAGUGAGAAAGAUUGUGGAGGAUUGUAUGAAUAAUAUUCAUCCUUUUUUCACAAUACGCACUAUAAUGGAGAAACAUGAUCUUUCUAAAAAUCCAGAGAUGCGCAAUGUAAACUGGGAACCUUACUUACCUCAGUACAAAAGUAAAAACAUUAGUAAACGUAAGCAGCCAUUGAAAAAGAGAUUGAAGAAAGAAUAUACACCCUUCCCACCUCCACAACCCGAGUCUAAAAUUGACAAAGAACUUGCUUCUGGCGAGUAUUUCCUGAAAGAGCAUGAAAGGAAGCAGCGCAAGGCGGAGGCAAAGAGACAACAGCAGAAUAAAUCAAAACAAGAUCGCCAGAACAAGCGUAACAAAUCAUUUAUCGCUCCUGAAGAAACAAAUGAACCACCAAAGAAAAAAGUCAAAACUGAAGCUACAGCUAAAGUUGACUUAAAAAAAUUAAAACAAAAGUUUAAUAAACUUUCAAAGAAAUAAAUAGAUUGUUAAUUGAAA
Messenger RNA from Biomphalaria glabrata, 1162 nucleotides. RefSeq names its product KRR1 small subunit processome component homolog. The coding region runs from base 140 to 1144 and encodes 334 amino acids. Lineage: Eukaryota; Metazoa; Mollusca; Gastropoda; Planorbidae. The record is from RefSeq and is a predicted model, not a curated record. The transcript is spliced from 2 exons. Gene Ontology annotation, molecular function: RNA binding. Gene Ontology annotation, cellular component: small-subunit processome; nucleolus.